UGUGUAUUCUACCUUUCAUGCUGAGCAUAUUUACAUUUUUCUAGCAGCACAGUUCACAGCGUGGCCACACGCCUCCCCGGAGGCGCUCAAGGCCUACGUCAUUACGUACUCUCCUCUGGACCAAUGAGAGCUGAGGAGGGCGUAAAGCGCUCUCGCGCCGGGUAAAAGGGAUUUGACAGAUGCAGGUCUCGAGGUGAUCCUCUAGUUGACUUCCUCAGUGGGACGGAGACCAUGGCGGCGGCGGCUGCUGCUGCCUGCGGCCAGCACCCCGCUACGAUGACGGUCGCCGUUAGUGGCAAGAAAACGCUUAAUAACAGAGAACACAGUCGGAGGAACCGGGACAACUCUCGCCGGAGACAAGCCGCUCUUUUGUUUCUCAGUAACAUCUCCCUGGACGGACGGCCGGUCCAGAGUAAUUCAGCCGACAGUGUAGGAAGUCGCCACCACAAAGACGCCGACCUGGUAGGAGCCGACCCCGGCUCUGCGGCGGCGGCGACGGGCGGGUUGUGCCCGGAGCUGGGCAACAAUAGCAGCUACGGGACGUUCUCCGGUUUGGCAGCAUCCGCGAGCUGCGGGAAUGCCAAUCCGUCCCCGGCACCGAGGACUACAGGACUGCUCACAGUGCCGCCCAUCCUCGUCCUGCCGUCGGACACGGGGUUCAACGACGUGGGGAGCGCAGAGGUGCUGCUGGAGUGCCGCAGAGGCUCGUUCCCCUCGCCGGGGAGCAGUAACCUGCUCUCGGCGUCCCCGUCAAACACUAGCCUGCUACCGUCGCCGCUGGGACCGCGGAAGUCUUCCACACUGCUGUCAGUUCAGAGCUGCAACUCGGUGUCCUCCGAGCCCAGACAAAGGACUCGUAACCUCUCUGGUGGGUCUCCCAGACCUCGACACACCAAGAAGAUCCACUUCAUCAAAAACAUGAAACAGUAUGACACAAGAGGCAGCAGGAUCGUGCUGAUCUGUGCUAAGAGAUCUCUGUGUGCUGCCUUCUCUGUGCUGCCCUACGGGGAAAGCUUCUACCUCAGUGACCCCACAUUAAACCACCCCAGGAGGAGGCACUCGUCCGGUAACAUCUCCACCACCCUGGAGAUGCUGCCGGGGCUGGAGGGCUUUCAGCUGGAGACCUACGGCAGGUCCGUGUCGUACGCCCAGUUCCUGUACCCCACCAACGCCCUGGUGAGACAGAAGCCGUCGUCCGCCAUCGACCUGACGCUGCAGAUUCCCGUGUCCAGGAGCACACACAGCAUGCCAGGCAGGAGCUGCCCUCCCAGCAGACUGAACAGCACUGUGGGACUGGACCUGGGUGUAGAAGAUGUGACAGACUACGACCCGAACCUCCUCAGUGACCCCCAGUGGCCUUGUGGGAAACACAAGCGGGUGCUGGUCUUCGCCUCCUACAUGACGACCGUGAUAGAAUACGUCAAGCCGUCCGACCUGAAGAAAGACAUGAACGAGACGUUUAAGGAGAAGUUUCCUCACAUUAAACUCACUCUCAGCAAGAUACGCAGUCUGAAGCGGGAGAUGAGAACGGUUGGCGAGGACUGCGGCAUGCAGCCCGUCACCAUCGCGAUGGCCUUCGUCUACUUUGAGAAGCUGGUGCUGCAGGGUCGACUCAAUAAACAGAACAGGAAGUUGGUGUCAGCCGCCUGCAUCCUACUGGCUGCUAAGAUCAGCAGUGACCUCAAGAAACAGGAGGUCAAACACCUCAUUGAUAAGCUGGAGGAGCGUUUCCGGAUCAGCAGGAGGGAGCUCAUAUCCUUUGAGUUCGGCAUCCUGGUCGCCCUGGAGAUGGCGCUCUACCUGCCCGAGAGUAAAGUCAUGCCGCACUACAGACGGCUGGUGCAGCAGCAGCAGUCAUAGCAGCGUCCUGCUCCGCGCCGUGACGGACGGCUCCUCGUCCUUCGUCCUCCUCUCAGACACCAAAGCUCGACCACACUGUGAUGGCAGCGCGACGGCAGGCCCGGGGGGGGGCGUGGCUCCCCUUCAGAGGGCGAGUCAGAGAGCGGCGGCGCCUCCUCCUCCUUCCUCCGUCGACGCCAAAGCGACGACGCACUGUGAUGGACGGUACAGCAGCAGGCGGUCGGAUCCAUCCCUCAAAGUCACGUCUGCUUUGUUUUGUUGUCCCACCCGAGUUUCAUUUGUUUGUUAAAACAGGGUUUCCCUUCACAGAGAUUUUACUACCGGAGACAGAUUUCGAUCAUUUUGGUUAAAUCUGAGUUUUUGUUCUUCUUUUGUAAAUCCGUUUUGAGCAGUUUCAAGUCCUCUCUCCGUGGCAGAUGAGCAGAUGAGUUAAAUGGUUUCACUAUUAUGUACAAUUUACAAGUCUUUCCAAAAGUUUGAUUUACCUUUUUCUUUCUUUCCUUUUUUCCUUUCUUGUGUCCUUUUGUCUUUUUUUUGCGGUUUUAUAUAAGUUGAACUCUUUCUGGUGUUUCGAGCUUGGAGUUGACUGCAUCUGAAGCUCUGUGGACCAAAGUCACUGAGGCUGAUAAUCAAGAAACUGGACAGAAAGGCUGAAGUGAGACGUUUUCUCUUGGUUUAAAGGUCCAGUGUGUGGGAUGUGGUGACAUCUAGUGGUGUUAUUGAAGAUUGCAGCACAGAAGACCCCCCUCCUCUGGUUUGUCCAGUCUGGGCUGCUGUAGAAACAGGGCAGACCCACUUCAUGUGUAGAUAUAAAAGAUUCAUUCUCUGCUAAUGAAAACACAACAACCCUAAUGAGGACAUAAUUCAAAAGAUUAUAUUCCAUCUCUGCCUAUAAAUCCUACACACUGGAGCUCUAAAUGUGCCGACGCUAAAAUAGACGCAGACAUUUUGUGCAUCUGACAAUCGUUUCCCCGCGUUUAAAAGCAUCUUCAGUCAUUAGCUGUGAGUGUUUUCAGCAGCUGCAGCAAAAUGUUGCCGACUCCCUCGCGUUUCUGCACAGCAUUUAAGUUGCGAAAUUCAGUGUGAGGUGAUAAAAUGAGCGGUGACAGCAGCUAGAAGUCCUGCGGGCUCGUUUCAUGUUAGCACAUUAAUGUUGGCUUUACACUAACGCUCAGUUUAGCUGUUUAAGUGCCUUGCUGAGUGAGUCAGACCAGGAGCUUUAGCUUCGCCUCCCCGCUGCGUGUUGACCUCGCUCUUCCUGCUCCGUAACGACUCGACAAAGCAAACCUCAGACGCCUCAGUCGUCUUCUGUCCACAUUCGAGCUCGUGUUUCCCUUUGAGGUUUCUAACGUCCCGAUCAGGUGGAGGUUGUGCUCAGUCUUUGUUGUUUUGUGACGUCAACCAAGCCACAA
Molecule: messenger RNA, 3272 nt
Organism: Scatophagus argus
Lineage: Eukaryota; Metazoa; Chordata; Actinopteri; Scatophagidae
Gene: cables2b
Product: Cdk5 and Abl enzyme substrate 2b
Exons: 10
Coding region: 232-1860 (542 amino acids)
Biological process (GO): regulation of cell cycle
Source: RefSeq, a predicted model, not a curated record